UAUUAGUUUCAAUAAUAAAAAGGAAAUUGGGAAGGAUAGUUUGGUCAUCGGCAUUCCGAAGUGUUAAAACCCCACACUCACUCUCAGUGGAGUCUCCCAAAGCUCCAACUCCAUACUCGUACGGCCUUCAAAUCUCUCAACAACCAUGGCCAACAAUCCCUCCCAGCUACUUCCUUCAGAGUUAAUCGACCGUUGCAUAGGGUCUAAAAUUUGGGUCAUAAUGAAGGGCGACAAGGAGCUUGUUGGUACUCUUCGCGGCUUCGAUGUUUACGUCAACAUGGUUCUUGAAGACGUCACUGAAUACGAGAUCACUACCGAAGGAAGACGGAUAACCAAGCUUGAUCAGAUUUUGCUGAAUGGGAACAACAUUGCAAUUCUGGUUCCAGGUGGCUCACCAGAACCUGAAUGAGAACGGCUAACCUCUACUUCAAGUUCACGAUCUUUGAUUCUCACGCGGUUGGAGCAGACUCGUUUUUAUGAGAAAUUAUGCUCCAGUAUGCAUUUCUUUAUUUUCAGCCUAUUGGAUUAUGUAGGUGACAUGGUUGUAGGAUAAUGGUGUGGGACAUAUCAGCUAUCAUUGUUAAUGAAAGUAUGCUUCAGUAUGCUCUUUCUUAGUA
Molecule: messenger RNA, 617 nt
Organism: Cannabis sativa
Lineage: Eukaryota; Viridiplantae; Streptophyta; Magnoliopsida; Rosales; Cannabaceae
Product: sm-like protein LSM5
Exons: 4
Coding region: 146-409 (87 amino acids)
Biological process (GO): mRNA splicing, via spliceosome
Cellular component (GO): Lsm1-7-Pat1 complex; U6 snRNP; U4/U6 x U5 tri-snRNP complex
Molecular function (GO): RNA binding
Source: RefSeq, a predicted model, not a curated record